Molecule: messenger RNA, 4086 nt
Organism: Platichthys flesus (European flounder)
Lineage: Eukaryota; Metazoa; Chordata; Actinopteri; Pleuronectiformes; Pleuronectidae
Gene: c1qtnf12
Product: C1q and TNF related 12
Exons: 8
Coding region: 940-1902 (320 amino acids)
Molecular function (GO): hormone activity
Source: RefSeq, a predicted model, not a curated record
CCAGAGGCGUCCCCACAGCAGCUCCCUGCACACGGCCUUGGACCUGAUGAUUUGUGGGGACAACCAGUAGCUGCGUCGGCCAGAGGAGGAAGGAGCUGAGGAGCACACCUGUAGAGUUCUGUUGUUUGGUGUCAAGACUCUUUAAGAAAGAAGAGAAGAAGACUGGGAAGAGAUCUAACCUGGACCUCAUCCACCUCCUCUUGGGCCUGGUUCAUCCCUGCUGUGUUGAGACUGGGGGGGGGGGGAUUCUGGUUCUCAGACUGACGGACUCCCAUCGUUUUUAAAAUUUUCAUGAAAGCCCAACGUUUCUGGAUCUUGCAGCUUCUCCAGGGACCACGCUCCUGGUCUGCAGACUGGUCCCAGUGCUCGCUGUGAGGAACCAGCAGGAGCGAGCAGGCAGGGCACAGAAAAUAGACAUCAGUUAUUGCCAUCCAUCUCUUAGAACCCUGCAGCCCACCCUCAGCUUGGGACGCCCCUCCUCUCUGCCUCUUCUUUUGCCCCCUGUGCCCCCCCACCCCCCUCUCCUCUGCACCUCACCCCCCAACAGAGCAGAAAGCGUGAAAAAUCUCACUAAUGGGUUUAUUUGCUGUCAGAUCUGCGCCGAUCUGUCAUUCCCUUGGACCAUUCCUCUUGACACAUUUCAUAGUUGAGUAAGCCUCCUGGCUCUGUGUCUAGAGUUAACAGUGCCCCUGCAACGUCGUGCUGGCUGAGCGCUCAUCAAGAGGGGAGCAAACGGCGGCGGCAGCAGUCAGUCUUGACAGUCUCUUGGACGGGGAGUCCCUGCAGCUACAUUCCUCUGGUCUCCCUCUCCCUGGUGGGACUUUCAGUGUUUGUGUAGAGCCUCGCAAGGCAUCCUCCAGCUUCUGUGCACUCACACGACCGCUCCGUCACAUAAGAUCCAGGCUCGUUCUGCAGGGAGCGGAUCGAAGGAGUGUGAAGAUGUGGUGUGGGGCCGGGCCUCUGGCGGUGCUGGCCGCAGUGUUUUGGACUCAGUGCGUCCUACUGGAUGGGGUGGAGGCCAAGAAGGAGAGAAAGAGGCCAAAGGAGGCCACGCCACAACACACAGAGGCGUUCAAUGCAACUCUCUCCAACAGCGAAGAGGUCGGUGGAAGCAUCAAGGCUUCUGAACACCAGAGAGUCGACCCACUGGGAUCAUGGAUGGACUUUGUCAAACGACCUGUUGGCAACUUCCCUGGAAAGUGUCGCAAACGCAAACGUCCCCUGCCGGGCCCACCUGGUCCUCCAGGUCCCCCCGGCCCUCAGGGACCUCCUGGCUCUCCUGGGGCCGAAGUGACCCAGGAAGUUCUUCUCCAGGAGUUCAAGGAGAUGAUUAAAGAGGCUACAGAGAGGAGAGCAGCGGCACUUGACAGACAGACCAGCCCCAGCCAGCUCCCUACAGCCCUCCUCACCCUGGAGGGGAUGACCCCCUACCGGCGAAUAGAGGAGGCUUUCCACUGCAAGCUCAAGGGGCCGGUGGUGGUGGACAAGAAGACGCUGGUGGAGCUCCAGAACUUUCAGACACCGCCUGCUAAAGGAGCCUUCCUCAGAGGAUCAGGAAUGGACCAGUCCACUGGGAGGUUCACAGCUCCCAUCACAGGGAUCUACCAGUUCUCUGCUAACGUCCACAUUGACCACAACGAGGUGAAGAGGAGCAAGAGUCAGCUGAAGGCCAGAGACAACGUCCGGGUGCUGAUCUGCAUCGAGUCCCUCUGCCACAGAUACACCUCAUUGGAGAUGAUUGUUGGACUCGAGAGUAACAGCAAGAUCUUCACGGUCAGCGUGCACGGGCUGCUGGAGCUUCAGGCCGGGCAGUACACCUCCAUAUUCGUGGACAAUGCAGCCGGAGCCUCCAUCACAAUACAGAACGGUUCAGAUUUCAUGGGCAUGCUGCUUGGUGUAUAGCCUCCCCCCCCCUCCCAAAGUGAACGGGGCACCGUCCAACCCGUCCACCGCCCCCCUUUUAAUUUUUUUAUUUCCACGGAUUGAUUUUGAGCACCGUCACAAGGUCUGAAGGAGGAGAGGCCGACACUGACUUGACUGCUUGUCGGAUGUUGAAGGACAAUGUGGAGGACUCGAGGAAUGAGUUUUCUACGGUGCACUGCAACUCCCCUGAGGAACUUGGUCGCCCGUUGCUUCACCAAUAAAAUAACCUGUAUAUAAAGCAGUGAAUACGUCUGUUACAGUAUAUGUGUCAUGGUUGUUGAACGCCUUUGCAGUAGCCCAGACCAAAAAUCCAUGUUUCUUGUGUUCUCUGUGUAGAUGAGCUGGGGAACAUGAACAAGUACAUGUCUGCGUUUGUGUAUACGGACAUGUCCAUGUUUUCUCUUGUAUACACACACAUGAACCAUACUUAUUAUUAACAUGGGUUCAAUUUUACAUUUAAGUUAUAUAGUACAUAGACUCUGUGAGUACACUGGACAAUGGAAAUAUGCCCCACCAACAGAAUGUGGUCUUAGAUAAGUUAUAGCUCACAUAUGUAAUUACACAUUUCUGUAACAUAGCUAUCAGUGCAUAUUUAGCAACGUUAGCAGCGUCGCCAGUCGGUUGCACCGCCAUUUUGGUCCAGACCGAAAUAGCUCAACAUGUAUACGAGGAAUUGAAGUGUGACUUUGUACAGAUGUUCACAGUUUCCAGAGGAUGCAUCCUACUGAGUAAGGUGGCGCGAUUCAUUUAGCCUCGCCAUCACAUUCGUGGUCCAGAGUGAAGUAUCUUGUGUAUUAGGUGGAUUUCCAUGAUCACGUUUCCUUCAAAGAGGAAUUGCAACGAUAUGUUAACUGCCAACAUGAUCAAAAUGAGAUGGUACAAUGGUUAAAGUCAGCUAUGGCUAUGGGUUCCAUCCAUUUGGAGGACGCAGUCUAUCCGAGCCUUAGAGACCGGAAACCAAACCGAAAAGAGACGGUCUGGUCUACAGGGCUUUCCUUGAUGAGCUGCGAUUACCCUUUUGAAAAAUGUUUCUGGCAGGAAGGGUUUUUUGCCUCUUGGAGCCUUCGUUCCUCGGGAUGAAAAGCCAAAAUUUGAAGGAGCCUUGGAAAUGGGAAAGUCUACAAAGAAUGCAACCCCCUGAAUUGAGACACAGCAUGUUAGCAGUUCAACCUCGUGAAGCCGUUAGCAGAGCUGUUAGCUCGUAUUACAGUGGAAAAACAAGGCUCUUUGGAUGAUGCUGCCCACAGAUCCUACUUAAAGAUACAUGACAGGACAGCUACCGAAAGUGAAGCCAAAACAUCUUGAUUGCCCUCUGGUGGCUGGCUGUAGUACAGGUCAGUUAGAAAGUUAGCAAAUAGGAUAAUUUCCAAGGAUUGUUUCUAUUCUUUUUAGGUAGAUCUGUGGUAUUUUGGCUUCAUUUGAACAGCGGGAGGAAGUGGAGACAUGUCGUUCGUCUUUAUUUUACAGUCUGGUGCCACCUAAGCUGCAAUUGUAAUGCUGCUAACAGAGGAUAGAUGUAUAUAGCAGUGUUUUUGUAACAAACCUUUAGCUGCAUCUGCGGUUAUAUUUCUCUGAGGUAACAUCUUUUUGUCCGGGCUUGUUAUGAGACCAGUGUUUUAUUGCAAAUUUCUGGAAGUACAGAAACCACAAGUGAUUAGGAGCUCCUCAAUCUUUCAUUUUCAACCAGCAGUAAAGAUCAGUGCAGCUCAGCAAGUUCAACACAUGUGAACUUUCGGUUCCAGCCACUCCACCACUGACAUUUACGCAAAAGCUGUUUUUCCAGGAUGAUGUGAAAACACCUUUAGUUAAAAUGUGUUGGACCGAUCCGCAUUCACCUUUUUGACUGUUACACAGCUGUAAGAGAACAACUCAAGUUUCUCCUGAAAGUACUUUCUCUGUUGUCAUUUAUUAAACUGUAUCUUAUUCUUUUCUUAACAUUCAGAUGUUUGUAAUUUAUCAUAACUGAUGUACCAGUAACAUUGGAAAGCAGUUGAAAUUUGAUAUGGUAUUUAUGUUUGAGAAAAUGUAUCAGUCGUGUGUUGAUUUACGCUCCUGUGGACAGUUGAGACCACAGAUUAUUACGAGAAGAAAAUUAUAUGUCUUUGCUAUUUUUUUAUUACCCAUUAUAUUCUGUAAUUUCAAAUUAAACUCUUCAGAAACGUU